This is a messenger RNA of Pipra filicauda (Wire-tailed manakin), 2763 nucleotides long. It is a transcript of the gene CTDSPL, whose product is annotated as CTD small phosphatase like. Lineage: Eukaryota; Metazoa; Chordata; Aves; Passeriformes; Pipridae. The coding region runs from base 112 to 993 and encodes 293 amino acids. Gene Ontology annotation, molecular function: RNA polymerase II CTD heptapeptide repeat phosphatase activity. The record is from RefSeq and is a predicted model, not a curated record. The transcript has 9 exons.
CAAACAAACCAACCAACCCGCCCCCCCCUCCCGCCCCGUUCCCCACUCCCGCCCCGCACACACGCCUGCCUCUGGGAGGGAAAUAGCCAGGUGGAAUCUCACUCUGUUUCCAUGGACAACCCGUCCAUUAUCACCCAGGUGACUAACCCCAAAGAGGAGGAGAUCCUGUCCUGCACUCAGGAUAAAGUGUCCCAAUGUAAUAUCAGCUUGAAGAAGCAGAGGAGUCGAAGUAUCUUUAGCACCUUAUUCUGCUGCUUUCGUGACUACAAUGUCGAACCACCAUCUACCAAUAGCACCAGUGCUCUGCCUCCUUUGGUGGAGGAGAAUGGAGGACUUCAGAAGGGUGACCAGAUGCAGGUCAUGCCUAUACCAAGUGGAAUAUACUAUUUCCACGGGACUGAAGCAGUGCAGCAGUCGUUUCACUACAAGCCACCAGCUAAAUACCUCCUGCCAGAACUGACAGCAUCAGACUAUGGGAAGAAGUGUGUGGUCAUUGAUUUAGAUGAAACUUUAGUGCACAGUUCAUUUAAGCCAAUUAGCAAUGCUGAUUUCAUCGUUCCUGUCGAAAUCGAUGGAACCAUACAUCAGGUUUAUGUUUUGAAACGACCACAUGUGGAUGAGUUUCUUCAGAGGAUGGGAGAGCUCUUUGAAUGUGUACUCUUCACAGCCAGUCUAGCCAAGUAUGCAGACCCAGUGGCCGACUUACUGGAUCGCUGGGGUGUGUUCAGGGCAAGGCUCUUUAGAGAAUCCUGUGUUUUCCACCGAGGAAAUUAUGUGAAGGAUCUGAGUCGACUGGGACGUGAGCUGAGUAAAGUUAUUAUAGUAGAUAAUUCUCCUGCAUCUUACAUCUUCCAUCCUGAAAAUGCAGUGCCUGUGCAGUCCUGGUUUGAUGACAUGACAGACACAGAGCUGCUAGAUCUUAUUCCUUUCUUUGAAGGACUAAGCAAAGAGGAAGAAGUUUACAGUAUGCUUCAUAAACUCUGCAACAGGUAGCCCUUAACUUUGACUGACUUCUGCUACUAGAUUGCAGUAGAGCCUGUCUCCAUCUUUUUCAGCUCUUUCAAAUGUAAGCUUUGGGGAGGUCACCCCUGUCAGAAGUGCUACUCUUGAUCUUCCUGUUACAUUGGACACGAAGGACAAUCAUGAGUGAUGCUCUUAAGCCUUCAGAAGCCUGACUCCUAAGGUCAUGUGUUCAGACUACUUUUUUAAAGGAAAAAAAAAAAAAAAGAAGCUAUUUUAAGUGGGACUCUUUUAAUUAAUUUCAUAAAUGGACAUCUUUUACUGGAUCAGCUUUUCUUAAAACAUGCCAAAAAAAAAAGAAGCUUGUAUUUCAGCAGUUGAAUUUCUCUCCCUUUCUUCCCCUCCCACUAUGCAGACAAUUUUACCCCCCUGCUUAGAGCAGUUGACCUGACUCUGAAUUUUUUCUUACAGAAUGAAGUGCCUUUUUGAAUGUUAUUUUAAGAUAAAAAAAUUCAUUUUUGUAUAAGACGUAUUUCCAGACAUCUUUUAGUCUUGUAUUGUCUAAAUGCUUUAAAAGGAAAAAGGAAAAAAAUUUUAUAGAGCACUGUAAUAUAUAACAAAGGAAAAAGUUGAAACCAAGAUGCUGGGUUCCUGUCUCCACAGUUGACAUUAAGUUGCAUUACACUUUGGCACGCUCGGAAGGUUUCGGGCGUUUCGUGGGAGGGGUGAAUUGGGUUCAUUACAUGGUUGUUUCACCGAUGAUGAUCUUGGGCACAGUUUGGAACAUAUCUGCAGUUGUUUUGAGUUGUCAGGGAAUGAUGGAAUUGAGAAAACAAGGUGGCUGAUAGACCUUAAAGCACCUUCUCUUGCGGACAGAUGAAAUUCUGUUGUCUCUGCUUACGCACAACUGCCAUGCCUCUCGAUUUUCGGAAAACCAUUAUCUUGGGAGAACGGGGAGGAGGAGAUCUAUUUAUUAGUUUAAGAUUCUUUUCUUAAAACAGCCCGUCUGGGUAAGCUGGAUCUGUGUUGAGCUGUUUGGAGUACUUUUUUCUUUUAAUUGCUGCUACUGUAUACUCACCAAAUGGAGUUGACCAUCGGCUGUUAUACUGUUUUUGCCACUGUGCCUGUGCUAUGAAACAUUUUCUGUAAGCUGCAGACUUGGGCAAUAAAUAAAAUGCAGGCUUCAUAACCCACCCCCAUGGAUUAAUCCAAUGGUAUCUGAAAUACCAGAGAACUCAGUUAAAGGUGACCUGUAAAGGGUAUUUUUUUUAAUUUUUUUUUUUUUUCAAUUGGGGUGAAGCCCUCUCCUUUUGUUGGUAUAUAAAAAUGCAAAAAAGCAUUUUGCUCACAUCUCUGAUUUGUAUUUCUUUUUUCCCCCAAGCUGUGAGGUACAGAUUGGGAGCUGUAUCGAGCUUUGCUAGAAGGGCACAAGUUACUAGCCUAGACUAAAAUGGCUCCUCUGGCUUUGGAGUUGAGUUAGACUCAUCUCUGAGUCUGAGAACCUGCUUAGCAUCUUCUGCAGUGUCAGAGGUGCUUUUUCAGUUGAAUAACUUUUAAACAUUUUAAGCCUUUGAAGAAAAGGCACACCUUUUCUUUCUUACUUUUUCUCCCCCCUUUCCAGCGUCACCUUUUAAUUAUCCUCCACCCCAGAAAUCUGCAAACAUAAAAAAGUGCAGCUGUGUUUGGCUGUCAUCAGAGAAGACUAAAUGGACUAUUCGGUGCUUCUAAUUAGCCUCGUGCUAAAUUCUGAAUUGCAGAUCCCCUUUGCCUUUUCUGUUUCUCUCGAAAAGUCUUGAAGAUUUG